Leguminivora glycinivorella is the source of this 2585-nucleotide messenger RNA. RefSeq lists its product as uncharacterized. The transcript is spliced from 3 exons. Lineage: Eukaryota; Metazoa; Arthropoda; Insecta; Lepidoptera; Tortricidae. The record is from RefSeq and is a predicted model, not a curated record. The coding region runs from base 438 to 2585 and encodes 715 amino acids.
GCGCGCCCGCCGCGCCGCGCGCCGCCGCCUGGCGCGCGACACAGGAACGUACUCCUGCGGCCGCCGUCUAUAAAACGUUAGUGGCCACUAGCGCCGCUCCGAUUGAACCGUGUUGUGCGUUGUGCAAGUCGAAUCAUGAUCUUGCUAAAUGCAUUGAAUAUCGGAACAAGACUCCUCACGAGCGUUUUUCUGUUGUCAAGGACAAUCGGCUCUGCGUCAACUGCUUACGCUCGGGACACGUAGUCAAAACUUGCCCAUCGAAAUCUCGUUGUUUGAAAUGUAACGUCGCCCACCACACUACUAUUCAUUUCGAUGUCGAUGGUGGUAAGCCCAAGGUCAGUGUCGGCUCCUCGGCCGCCACUAGCCCUGGCGCCGCGACUUGCUCGUCGUCUUCGCUUCUCGAUACCCCGACGCAGGUGCCUGAUAAACAGGUGACCAUGAUUGCGUCUGGUUCAGCACCUGUGGGUCAAAUUUCGCUUUUUGCCACAGCAUACGUGGAGGUACUCGAUAAUUUCGGUAGUUAUCAAAAAAUUCGUCUUGUCAUAGACAAUUGCAGUCAGCCCAAUCUCAUCACGCGACGUUGCGCCCAGCGACUUGGACUUCCGAUUCGACAUAAAUAUUCCUCGAUCGAGGGUGUAUGUGAGGUGUCAACAUUGUCGACCUCCUAUACCACUCUUAAUAUUCGCAGCAUGAAGUCUGACUUCGAAAUGUGCAUCGAAGCCAUUGUCGCACCCAAAAUCUGCAGCGAUCAGCCUGCAGUAAAAAUUGACAUCGACCGUUUGCCAUGCGUCAACGCAUUCGAUCUCGCCGACUCUAACUUUGACAAACCUGGGGGUAUCGACAUUUUAGUGGGAGUAGAUGUUUUUUGUAAAAUCUUCAUGGGUAACCGCCACGAAUGUGAUAACGGACCCACAAUCUUUGAGACCAAACUUGGUUGGGUAGUCAUGGGAAGCGCUCCUUCCGCCACUCCCCAUUCGCAAACUUCGUUGUUUUGCUCAAUCGAAUCGCUCGAUUCCCAAAUUCGAAAAUUUUGGGAGAUAGAAAGUCUUCCGAAGGCUUCGCCUUUAACUGACGAUGAAGUCAUGUGCGAGAAAAUAUUCACCUCGACUCAUACACGUGACCCUAACGGACGAUAUAUCGUAAACUUACCGUUCCGAAACGUCGAUCCGCAUUUUGGUGAGUCGCGCGCUCUUGCCGAGCGCCGCCUAAACUCUCUCGAAAAGAGACUCUCUCGUGAACCAGAACUUCGGACAGAAUACAAUAACUUUAUGCGUGAUUAUCUCGAUGCUGGACAUAUGGACCCGGUCGCACCUCGAUCGGAUGGCCGAGCUUACCACUUGGCACAUUUCUGCGUGCUUAAGCCCAGUAGCUCCACUACCAAAUUGCGGGUAGUUUUCGACGCUACUGCUCAGCCUGCUGGAGGUCCCUCGUUGAAUGAUCAGUUGCUGGUUGGAUCGAAACUGCAAUCUGAUCUCGUUUCGAUAUUACUUCGUUUUCGUUUGCAUGCGGUUGUCUUCACAGCCGACAUACGUCAAAUGUAUCGACAAAUCUUAGUCUCUCUUAGUGAUCGAGACUUUCAACGCAUUUUGUUCAGGUUCUCACUCGACGAACCUAUACAAGAAUUUCGCUUAAAUACCGUGACAUACGGUAUGUCUUCAUCUAGCUUUCUCGCAAUUCGUGCAUUGAUCCAAUUAGCCAUCGACGAAGGCAAAGAAUAUCCUCGUGCAGCUGAAGUCCUUAAACGGGACAUUUACGUCGACGACGUAGUGACAGGCGCUGAAUCUGUCGAAUCAGCGCUCGACCUUCAGUCUCAGGUCAUAAAGAUCUUAGAGAGGGGAUGUUUUGAACUCCGUAAGUGGUCGAGUAACUGUCCCCGUCUGCUCGAGAGUCUCGACCCAGCCCAUUGUCAUAAUAAGACGCUCUCUUUCGAUUCGGAACCGACAUCUCCCGUUAAGGUGCUCGGUAUGGAGUGGAACCCGUCCACAGACGCGUUCACCUUCACUGUCAAUCCGCUUCAUGAAAAGUGCACCAAAAGAAACAUUCUUUCAGAAUUGGCGCGCAUAUUUGACCCUCUUGGGUUUCUUACACCCUUGACACUCUCGUUUAAACGCAUAAUACAAGAUCUUUGGACUCUUGGUCUGGAUUGGGACGUGGUAGCACCCCCCAACAUCAACCAAAGCUGGCUUCGUUAUCGUACAGAUCUCGAGUUAUUGUCGUCUCUCGAGAUACCUCGAUUCAUCCUAUCGACGAAGUCCUGCAGUGUUCAACUGCAUGGCUUCUGUGACGCUUCUGAAGCAGGAUAUUCAGCGGUCAUUUACUUUCGCAUCGAGCACGGUGAUGGUAGCAUCACCACCCAUUUGAUAAUGUCACGCUGCAAAGUCUCGCCUUUGAAACGCACCUCUAUUCCUCGACUGGAACUUUGCGCUGCAGUUUUGCUGACAGACCUCGUUGUACACGUAAAGGAGAUCUACGACAGAGACAUCAAAUUUGAAGACGUAUUCUGUUGGUCAGAUUCUACCGUAACCCUCUCUUGGUUACGCUCGCCAUCGCAUCGUUGGAAGACUUACACAUUCAAGUCUGAAUAA